CCCUCAGCUUUGUCUUUUAUUGCUUCUUAGUUUCAGCUUAUUUUUUUGCUAUCUCACCCCUUCGCUGUUAAAAAUCAUUUUUAGAAUUAUAAUUAAAUUUCAAUUAAAGCAACUAUGGCAGCAGCCGGUCUUCUUGAUGAAAAGGAAGAAAAUGGACACUCAAAAUCUGGUUGUGUUGCUUUCCUUUACAAAAUCCUUCAUCAAUUUUGCAAACAUAAACGUUUAAUUUUGAGUAAGGAACAAUCUUGGACUAAAUCUGAAGAAUCAAAAACAAAAUCCUCAUUUUGGCGUAAUUGGAAAAGUAACAGAUUAAAAAGGCAAAUGCUAGAUAUUGAAGAAGGAAAAGUUUGCGACGGGAAUAGUGGAAAAGAAGAAAAUAAUUUUUGUACCAAUAGGAAGCGAUCGUCUGCUAAAAAACUCGUAGCAAUAGAAAAGGAGGCAACAACACCAAAUUCCUGUCAUGGCUGGGGAAAUUCCCCUCAACUUCAACUUCUUUCCACUAAAAACUUAAAUCGGCAUGAAAAGCUCAUUCAAAGUCCAUUCUCAAACGUGCCACUUAUUGUUUGUAACGAAAGUGAAGAUGAAGAGGAAGAAAAUGAAAGGAAUAAUAAUGAAGUAAGAAAAGAAGUACAGUCAAAACAAAGAAAUGCUGUUGAUCAACGAGAGGCAGCCAGACUUGCCAAUUGGGCAAAACCUGAGCUUAGUUGUGAAGCUUUAUUAUUUCAAGGGUCUACAAUAAGGGAUAUGCCUUUAGAGUCACAGUCACAAUAUUCCUCUGAUCAAAAUAAACUGAAAAGGGCAGUUUCUACGUUAUUUUCUUCAAACUACUCUCCACAAACUAUUAUUACAUCAAGAAAACAAAGCACUGUGCCAUUAAAAGUCGAAAGCUCCUCCACUAAAUCGGCAAUAGGACUCGAGCCACCAAUUUCUAGGCCUUUGUCCCGGAGAGCUUCUGCAAUGGCAUCUCUUCUAGAUCCAAUAAAUAUUGGAUCAGGGGAGCGAAGGGAGUCUUUUACUUCGACAACACCAAAUGUAGGGAGCCAGACUAGUGGCGAUAAUAUUCAACAGACAACAUUGACACCCCGUUCGAAAUGGAGACAUGCAAUUAGGAAAUUACAAAUGAAUAAGUAAAGUUAUACAGUCGAAUAUCAUUCUAGAAUACCCCCAGAAUUAGCUAAAGCUUAAUUUAGGACGUUUUUUUACUUUAACCGGCCACCUCGUGGAGAGCUGACUUUGUUGAAAAAUAUCUGGAUCAGGAUAGCUUGGACCAGGACGGUUCCGUGACUUUUGCGCCGAGAACAUUUGCGCCGCGACUUUUGCGC
Molecule: messenger RNA, 1322 nt
Organism: Meloidogyne enterolobii
Lineage: Eukaryota; Metazoa; Nematoda; Chromadorea; Rhabditida; Meloidogynidae
Source: the annotation of a GenBank genome assembly